This is a messenger RNA of Penicillium cosmopolitanum, 417 nucleotides long. RefSeq lists its product as uncharacterized. Lineage: Eukaryota; Fungi; Ascomycota; Eurotiomycetes; Eurotiales; Aspergillaceae. The record is from RefSeq and is a predicted model, not a curated record. The transcript has 2 exons. The coding region runs from base 1 to 417 and encodes 138 amino acids.
AUGGGCGGCUUUACUGUGAAGUUUGACGACGCCACUGCUCCCGCACCUCUCCAAGACGAAGGCAACCGUGAUACGGAUGAUCCAGGGAUGUAUUCUUAUCCAAAUCAGCACCCGCAAAACCAAGUCACUCACAGGAGAGACCGCGCAUCAUCCAUACCUUCGCGUCUUUCGCGCUGGAUAGGCCCGAUUGACUGGAAAGAAGAUGAAAUCAACUCGAGUUCAGCAGAAACGGCCCUCCUUGAGUCUUCGAUAGCAUCUUACGAUCCUGGUUAUCGCGACAGUGUUAAAUCCCUCAAAGCUGACAUCUGGGUGCUGGAUGGCAAGCAACUAUAUCAAGCGUGGGAGUACGGCAUCAGAAGCUUCCCGCAGUCACAGAGGGCGAUAUAUCCGACAGAAACAAAGGCGACAUUGUUGUAA